CAAACACUCUGCAAAACUCGAAUCGUCGUCGUCAAAAAAAAAAAAAAAAUCAACACUUGAGGUUAUCUCACUUUAUAGAGGAGACAUCAUCGUUUCUUCCUUUUGUUUUUGCAGCCUCCUCCGAUUGGCAGUUUCCGUACUGGGGGUUUUAUCCAUGGCCGCUUCUAACCGAAGCACCACCACCACCACCAACUCUUCUCCUUCCACUGGUUCAGACAAGAGUGUUCUCCAACAUCAGAUUUUGCAGGACACGAAUAGCAGCUUUCUUCGCCCUUUGUGUGGUACUACUACUGCUUUUUCUGCUGGUUCUAACACAGACUCAUUUCACAUCGGAGGCUAUGAAAAUGCAGCUGAUACUACUCCAAGGCCGUACCAUUCAAAUACAGAUAUUCUAAGCUUUGAAGAAGUCUAUCCUGUGUGUACAUCAUCUAACAACGGCAUGAUGAGAUAUGACGACAUGUUUUACCAUGGUAACGGUGUACCAUCUGACUUUCACAGGCCAUCUAAUUCUACCAGAUAUCAAUCGUCGCCACAGUACUAUGGUGGUGGUGACCUCUAUGCUGAUGAUGAUGCAAGAAGCUAUUUCGCUCCUUUUCACUCAUCAAACCAACAUUAUCCACUCCCAGAACCUACUCAUGUUUCUUCAGAGUUUCUCAUGUCUCAGUGGAACGAGAUAAACAGUUUAGAGAUUGAUUACAUGAUGCGCUCUACCGGAAAUCUUGGCUUAAGAAAUGGUUAUAAAUUUGGUCUUAAACUCAACCCCUUCACUGGACCAGUGGCAUCAUCCACCAGAAGAAGUAUGAAUCAUCAAUAUCCUAGCUAUCUGGACCAAUCUGCAAAUGAUUUUGAUAUGGGUUCACCACGUCGAUUUGAUUUUGAAGAAUCUGCUGCAAGCUUAAGUUACAGAGAGCAAGUUUACAACCAAUGCAGAAGAGCCUCUUUCUCUGCUUAUUCUUCUUCUUCUUCUCCUAGACCGACUUGGGAUCUUGAUUAUAAUAACCUGUCACCACCACUCGAUGAAUCAAGAAGUGCAAGCUGCAGGGACUUUUACCAUAGCCCCGCUAUGUCUGAUCUGCUUACCGAGAGAAAGAGAGGAGGGCCUAGGGCCUUGAGACCAAACGGUAAAAGCAAAAUGAUCACUGAUGAUCACGCUGGUCGUUUUUGUCAACAAGAUCUGCUGCUCUCCAGGUUCAGGGACGACGCAAAGUUCUUCGUUAUUAAGUCGUAUAGCGAGGAUAAUGUCUACAAGAGCAUGAAGUACUGUGUUUGGGCGAGCACUAAAAACGGAAACAAGAAGCUGGAUGCUGCCUAUCGUGAAGCCAAGACUAAAAAAGUGGCGUGCCCAGUCUUUCUUUUGUUCUCGGUGAAUGCAAGUGCACAGUUUUGUGGAGUGGCUGAGAUGGUUGGACCGGUUGAUUUCGAGACAAGUGUGGAGUACUGGCAACAGGAUAGAUGGUCAGGACACUUCCCGGUCAAAUGGCUGAUCGUUAAAGAUGUUCCCAACAGUCUCUUUCGCCACAUCAUAAUUGAAGACAAUGACAAUAAGCCUGUCACUAACAGUAGAGACACCCAAGAGGUGGGGCUGGAACAAGGCAGAGAGAUGUUAAAUAUAUUCGAUAGCUGUGAGAUGCGUUCUUCGAUCCUCGACGACUUUAGCUUCUAUGAAGAGAGGCAGAGAGCUAUACAAGACAGAAAAGCCAGACAACAACGUGCUGUUCUUGAAAAUCUCAGAGCCUCUGGUCCAGCAGCACAUCACACAAGUUCUCUCCAUGAAGACUAUGUAAGGGAAAUGACCAAGAGCUUUGCAGAAGCUUUGGUCUUGCAACAAAAACUCAAUUAAAUUUUAACUUAAAAGACCUCUCUUCUUCUUUUGGGGAAUUUGUAUUUGAAGAGGAUUAAAAUUGUGGUUUUUAUACUCUUGAUUUUGUACUAUUGACGACA
Messenger RNA from Raphanus sativus (radish), 1941 nucleotides. RefSeq lists its product as uncharacterized. The coding region runs from base 155 to 1840 and encodes 561 amino acids. NCBI's taxonomy places the organism in Eukaryota, Viridiplantae, Streptophyta, Magnoliopsida, Brassicales, Brassicaceae. The record is from RefSeq and is a predicted model, not a curated record. Gene Ontology annotation, biological process: mRNA destabilization. The transcript has 8 exons. Gene Ontology annotation, cellular component: cytoplasm. Gene Ontology annotation, molecular function: mRNA binding.